UUAUAAAUCAGGCACUCUGCUUUCUCACGAUUUCGAAUAUUUGAACAGAGAAGCGCUUUGCUUCGAUCCUCGGUUUUCUUAUUUACCAAAGGUUGCUUUCUCUAGAUCAUCAAUUACUUACCCCUUCUAGGGUUUUCUUUAUUUCUUCUUCUCUUUGAUUUCAUCGAUCUUCUUUAUCUCAUUGUCUCAUCCAAUAAUAAAACUUUUUCUCAGGUGUUUUUGUUUCAACUUUGGGCUUGAUCAAGGUAUGCGUAUCUUGGUUUAGUAGUGCAGAUAUUGUUAGUAAUAAGUGCUGGUAUAAUUAGCACAGUUUGUUUUAAAGUGUGGGAUAGCUUGAAUUUAAAAGCUGGAGAGAGAGGUCUGAAUAUGGGUUUCUUGUGAAUUGGCGAUUUCCGGAUUUUAAUUUUAACAGCUUAGGGUGAAGAUUGUGUAUGUGGAUGGUGGAAUAUUGGAGGACAUGGACAUAGUUACUGAGUUGAAAUACCUUUUACCGUGGAGGUUUUGUUCUUUCAUUUUGAAGCUACAUUGUUUGUAGAAUGUGAGAAGAUAUACUUUGAAAAAUGGAUGAUAGAGAAAUUGAAAUGUGGUUUCCUAGUUGGAACAACUGGAGUCCAACUGAAACAACUGAGUCUCGUCUCUUUAUUGUCUCUUGUUUUGUUGCUUCCUUAGUCGGUAUUUUGACCAUAGCUUAUACGGCCUUUCAGUGGAGAAGAAACAUUAAUUUAAGUUGGAUGAAAGCCAUAGCCAGGUCAAAAAAGAACCCGAAGACAAGGCACAAAGCUCCAUUAGCUCCGCAUAGUUGGGUUCCAGAAUCUGUAUCUCGUGGGAAGAAUUUAAAUUGUUGUGUUUGCUUAAAGCCCAUGUCCCCUUCUCAAACGCUUGGGCCUAUGUCGCCUUCAGAUAGUUUUAUUCACCGCUGCAACAUUUGUGGUGCGGCAGCUCACUUGAGUUGCUCUUCCAGUGCCCACAAGGAUUGCAAGUGUGUGUCUAUGAUUGGUUUUGAGCAUGUGGUGCAUCAGUGGGCGGUUCGAUGGACAGAAAUCACAGAUCAACCCAAUGAAGCUUCCUUCUGUAGUUACUGCGAAGAGCCAUGUAGUGGGUCUUUUCUUGGCGGAUCCCCUAUAUGGUGCUGCUUCUGGUGUCAACAACUAGUUCAUGUUGAUUGCCAUAAUAAUGUGUCAAACGAAACUGGUGAUGUUUGUGAUUUAGGCCCAUUCAGAAGGUUGAUUCUCUCACCGCUUUAUGUUAAGGAAGUGAACCAUACAUCAGGUGGAUUUUUAAGCUCAAUCACACAUGGAGCAAAUGAAGCUAUAUCUUCAGUGCGUGCAAGUAUUAGGAGUCAGAGCAAGAGAUACAAGCAUGGUAGUGAAUCUUCUGUUGACACAGUUGAUAGUGGUAAUACCUGUGACCCCUCUACAGAAAGCACAGCUGAAGCUCAUAAAACAGUAAAUAGCUCUUCUGGACCGGAGGAAAACUGUAAUGGUAGCAUGAAUAUGGUGGUUUCUCCCCAAGGGGCUGAGUUAGAUAAGAAGAUGGAAUCAAGGCCCAGUUUUAAAAGAAGCAGUUCAAGUAAUCAGAAGGACGAAUCUCAAACAUUGAGGAUGAAACAGAAAUUUGAGUUAAUUGAUUUGCCUCCAGAUGCAAGGCCCUUGUUAGUUUUCAUCAACAAGAAAAGCGGGGCUCAACGUGGAGAUUCCCUCAAGCAACGAUUGAACCUUCUUUUGAAUCCUGUCCAGGUUUUUGAGUUGAGCUCAACACAGGGACCAGAGGUGGGUCUUUUUCUAUUCAGAAAGGUGCCUCACUUCAAAGUUCUUGUAUGUGGGGGAGAUGGUACUGUUGGCUGGGUUUUGAAUGCUAUAGACAAGCAGAACUAUGUUUCUCCUCCUCCAGUUGCUAUUCUUCCUGCUGGAACUGGAAAUGAUCUAGCCAGAGUACUUUCCUGGGGAGGUGGUUUGGGCUCUGUUGAAAGACAAGGAGGCCUUUGCACAGUGUUGCAAGACAUAGAAAAUGCUGCAGUAACCAUUCUUGAUCGGUGGAAGGUAUCGAUUCUAAACCAGCAGGGAAAGCAACUCCGACCUCCAGAAUUUAUGAACAACUAUCUUGGAAUUGGGUGUGAUGCGAAGGUUGCUCUGGACAUUCACAAUCUGCGGGAGGAGAAUCCUGAUAAAUUUUACAAUCAGUUUAUGAAUAAAGUGCUGUAUGCUAGAGAAGGUGCAAAGAGUAUAAUGGACAGGACUUUUCAAGAUUUUCCUUGGCAAGUUAGAGUGGAGGUGGACGGUCUCGAGGUAGAGGUCCCUGAGGAUGCAGAAGGUGUACUUGUUGCAAACAUUGGAAGCUAUAUGGGAGGUGUAGACCUUUGGCAAAACGAGGAUGAAAAUUAUGAUAAUUUUGAUCCACAAUCUAUGCAUGAUAAGAUACUUGAGGUUGUCAGCAUAUCUGGAACAUGGCACCUUGGAAAGCUUCAGGUGGGGCUUUCUCGUGCUCGAAGACUUGCACAGGGACAGUCAAUUAAGAUACAGCUCUGUGCUCCUCUGCCUGUUCAAAUAGAUGGGGAGCCUUGGUUUCAGCAACCGUGUACAUUAGUUAUAUCGCACCAUGGGCAGGCCUUCAUGCUGAAACGGGCAGCUGAGGCACCUCUUGGUCAUGCAGCAGCGAUAAUUACAGAUGUUCUCGAGAAUGCUGAAACCAAUCAUAUAAUUAAUGCCACACAGAAGCGAGCUCUUCUUCAAGAAAUGGCAUUGAGGCUGGCUUAAAGGUUUUUCAUGCCACUCCAGUUGGUGAUACGUUUUUGGUUGCGUAGCAUAUUUGAAAAUAUCUUUUUUGGCUUAUCAGCAUUUCUUGUUUGUCUUUUUGAUUGUCAUAUAUAAUGAUUUAAAAAAAUAGGAACAAUAUAGCUGAAGCAUGCUGUAAUUUUGUAUACGAAAAGGGACUUACUCAAAAAGUUUAUAGGAGAGUGGAAUUUUGACAAUCUUGUAUUGAAAAAUGAGGGUAUUGACUGAGAAAAAAAUCCUUUGCUUUUAAAUUGUUUAAAAUUUUGAAACUUCAGUCUCUUUCUCUAAUUAGUUAUUUACCAGAAAGUGGAGCUAUAUUGUU
Molecule: messenger RNA, 3093 nt
Organism: Pistacia vera
Lineage: Eukaryota; Viridiplantae; Streptophyta; Magnoliopsida; Sapindales; Anacardiaceae
Product: diacylglycerol kinase 1
Exons: 8
Coding region: 561-2753 (730 amino acids)
Molecular function (GO): ATP-dependent diacylglycerol kinase activity
Source: RefSeq, a predicted model, not a curated record